Molecule: messenger RNA, 2087 nt
Organism: Aspergillus alliaceus
Lineage: Eukaryota; Fungi; Ascomycota; Eurotiomycetes; Eurotiales; Aspergillaceae
Exons: 2
Coding region: 409-1362 (317 amino acids)
Biological process (GO): regulation of transcription by RNA polymerase II
Cellular component (GO): transcription regulator complex; PcG protein complex
Molecular function (GO): RNA polymerase II cis-regulatory region sequence-specific DNA binding; DNA-binding transcription factor activity, RNA polymerase II-specific
Source: RefSeq, a predicted model, not a curated record
AAAAAAAAAAAAAAAUUAAUUAUAUAAAAAAAGAGAGGUUCGCAUCGGCAUCUCGCCAAUUUUUCUGAUCAAAACGGAGGAUGUCCGUCACUCUAUAAUUAAACAUUUCGGUUGAUCGUCUCUCUCUUUUCUCAUAAUUUUAUUAUCAAGGCUUCAUUUCCCCACCAGAACCAGCACAUCUCCAUCUCCAUCUAUAAACAUCCGCCCCUCCCCUGGUUCCCAAGAAAUCCAAUUGCUCCCCACUCGUACCUGGAACACGCAUUGGGUCUGAUCCGUUCUACCGGUCUUUGCUCAAUCAUAUAUGGUUCGCCUGUAGCCACGUUUUCUACCCCCAACUUCUCUUCCCAUCCUUUUCCAUUCUACACCUCAGCUCUCCCCGACUCUCGCUACUCCAGUCAUCCUUCCGUCAUGGAUCUCGCCAGCCUCAUCACUCCGGGACUUGAGCCCGUCUACAAGUCUCGGGCCUCGUACAGUCCCCCUCCCAGCUCGGCGGGUUCAUACAAGCGCCCGUCGACGGACUCGUACUUCUCUUACUCGCGCGCCCCGCAACCCCCUCUUUCCCCGCCAGUUGAGGACCAGCCCAAGUGCUCUCUCCCUUCUAUCUCGGCCCUCUUGGAAAGCGCAGAUAGCGCAUCAACAUGUGCUACAAAGCGUCAAAAAACUAGUCCGUCCCCGCGUAGAGAGUCGGAGAUCCGGUCGACUUAUGAUUCUAUCUCGAACGGCCCUCCCACGCCACCUUUGCGCCCUGGAUCGGGCUUCCACAGCAGCAAUCAUUCCCCCUCGGCUUCGUCCGUCAGCAGCGGCAAGGCCGUCAAGGUCGAGUCAUACUCGCAACUUCCCGUGACAUUGCCCACCCCGUCCGACAGAUCCUCUAUCUCCAGCCAGGGCUCGGUCCAACACGUGUCUGCUGCUCCUUACGCUUCUCCGGCUCCUAGCGUGGUUUCCUACUCGUCGCCAACUGAGCCCUCCGCACCAUCCACCAUGUACUACCAGAGACCUUCUUCCGCUACCUACCAGAGCGCGGCCCCGGUGCCCGCCGCGUCCGCUGCUCCUCUGCCUCCGUCUGCCGCUCACCAGCAGAUGAUCACACCCGUCACUCCGGCCUGGCAGCACCACCACUACUUCCCUCCCUCCAGCUCAGCACCCUAUCAACAGAAUCACGACCGGUACAUCUGCCGCACAUGCCACAAGGCAUUCUCCAGACCAUCAAGCCUCCGCAUCCACUCUCAUAGCCACACCGGCGAGAAGCCAUUCCGCUGCACUCACGCCGGCUGCGGCAAGGCCUUCAGCGUACGGAGCAACAUGAAGCGUCAUGAACGUGGCUGCCACACCGGCCGCCCGGUCGCCACCGCCAUGGUAUAAAAACAUCGCAUUCCAAGAGAACUAAGGAAAUAAAGAGAAAAAAGAAAUAAAAAAAAGGGAGAGAGAAAGAGUAUCUCUCCAGGUCCAUACAUCUAUCCUGCAGCACCUUCUGAUUCGAUGAUACCCUUUUAUGCGUGUGAUUUAUUACUUUCUACCCGGGCUUAGGGGUUUAAGGCACAGGUGUCUGGGACAGGAACUUAUAUACAUACACUUUUUUUUGUUUUUCCUUCUCUUCUCACCUCAUGUAUAUAUUAUAUGGACGGGUUUGUUGGAAGGAUUAGGUUUGGGAUUUGGUAUUAACCAGGCGUCGAUGGAAAACCCGGUUUUCUACGGGUCUUGGGAAGAAAAACGAACUUGAACAGGGGUGUCUCAGGCAUUUGUCGGAGUUCGUCUUCCCUUAUUGUUGUUACGUGUUUCUUUUGUGUCAUUUUCCUUUGUUUUAGUGAUGUGACAUGACCUUGAGACAGAAUUGUAUAUUUUGAGUCCCGAAUAACUUGCGUGCUUUUUGUACCUGUAAUACCUUUUUCUGUAAUACCUUAAUUCGAUUGUGUAUGUUGUCCAUAUCAUCAUGGACUGUGUAUUAAUAUUUAUAAGUAUGAAUGGUUUGGAACUUAAAACACCUUACUUACAUAACCAAUCCAUCUCCCAACUCAGUCCCUACUAGUACUAAGUACAUGCAUAAUCUACCCAUUCUAACCAAAGUCAUUACUCAAACGAUAUAACCC